UAUCAUUAAAUAAGGUCAAUAAAGAAUACCUAAAAUAAUAAUAAAGUAAGAAGCAUUGGAUUGCAUUAUUGGUUAUAUAAAGCUCUGGAUAUUGAAUUUUUAACAUGUCUGGUGAGGAAAAUAUUGAGCCACAAGAUUAUUCGGAAAAAAUCACCAGCCACCAUAAUGAGGGCUUUGGAUUCUCUUUGGACAUAACAGCUAUUAAAAAUGCUUCCGAAAAGAAAAAAGAUUCAGAGAUUCAAAAUUUAGAUGUUGAUAUCUUUGAACAAGAGAAGUUUGAAUCCGAAGUGAUCCGACAAGUAGAUAAAGCUAUCGAAGCAUCAGAAAUUAUUAAUAAAAAAUGUGCUUUGAAUAAAGAUAUUAAGUCAUUAAACGAGGAAAUUAGAAUUGUGUCUAAAGAGCUUGAUGAUAUUGAACAGAUAUUUGAAAAUGCGAAAAUGGGGUAUAAUGAAGACACAAAAAAAGUUUCUUUUUCUUUACUUCAAAAAAAGAAAACCAAGGAACAAUACUUGAAGCAACUAAAAAAUCAAUGUGUUGCUGCUGAGGAAGAGUAUGAAAAACUAAUAAAACCUAAAGAAUCAACAGAUAUGAGUAUUAACACAAGCUCCACUAUUGGAAGUUCUUUAUUCUCUAUCAAAAUGUUAAAAGAAGUUGAACUUGGUCAAAUAACUCCAUUUGAUGCUUUGAAAAAAAACAUUUCUAAUGAGAAUAAAAAAGAUUCUCUACUUCUAAUGAGAAACUUCUCCAAUGAUGAUCAAGAAGAUUCCUUUGAGAAAAAUGAUAUUCAUCAAAUAGAAUAUAUGCAGAAAAAUUUAGAGAAAGGGAAAAUAAAAAGGAAAAGAUCAUCAGAUGAUGAAUUUGUUCUAUUUGAUGAUGAAUCUAGUGAUGAAUCUAUUGAUGAUUUUGAUGAAGUAAAGUCAUUAUCUUUAAAUAAACCAAACACAAAAAAAAAGUGUUGUGAUUCAGUGAAAAAGACUACAUGUGUCAAAGAUGAUGGAGAUUUUAAUACAUAUAAAGAGAGAAUAAAAAAAUUAAAAAUAAAAAGCAGGUUAAAGGAAGCCAUAAAAGCUGGAGAAGUAAUAGAAGACUGUAACAACUUUGAUUUUUCUGAAGAUGAUGAUGUUAAUGAUGAUGCAGAAAUCGAAGAUGGGUUUUUAUUACCCAGAAAACUUUGGAAUAAACUUUACAAGUACCAGAGAGUUGGAGUUAGAUGGUUAUGGCAGUUGCAUGCACAAGAGGUUGGAGGUAUUGUUGGAGAUGAAAUGGGACUUGGGAAAACUAUUCAAGUGAUAUCAUUCCUUGCUGGUCUUGUUUAUUCUAAAAAAGGCAAUAAUAUAAAUAAUAACAAGUUUGGUCUGGGAUCUGUUUUGAUUGUCUGUCCUGCAACAGUAAUGUUCCAAUGGGUGUCAGAGUUCCACAUGUGGUGGCCUCAUUUUCGUGUUGCAAUUCUACAUAGUUCUGGAACUUUUAUAGGAAGCCCAUUGACAUUGAUAAGAGCAAUAAGUAAACAUCCUGGUAUCUUAAUUACAACUUAUAAUAGUGUACUGAAUCACAAAAAAGAACUUUAUAAACAUAACUGGCAGUAUGUGAUUCUUGAUGAAGGUCACAAAAUUCGAAACCCCGAUGCAUUAAUUACCCUAGCUUGUAAGCAAUUCAAUACAUCGCAUAGACUUAUUUUGACGGGUACACCAAUGCAAAAUAGUUUAAAAGAAUUAUGGUCCUUAUUUGAUUUUGUGUACCCUGGCAGACUUGGAACACUUCCAGUGUUUAUGGCUGAAUUUUCUAUUCCUAUAACAAUGGGUGGAUAUGCAAAUGCUUCAUCUUUACAGGUUCAAGCAGCUUAUAAAUGCUGUUGCAUACUCAAGGAUACAAUUACUCCUUAUAUGAUAAGAAGAAUGAAAAAAGAUGUUCAACAAACACUUUUUCUACCUACUAAAAGCGAACAGAUUUUGUUUUGCAAAUUGACGGAAGAACAGAAAGCAAUCUACAAAGAAUUUAUCAGUUCUCGUGAUGUUGCUUCCAUAUUAAAUGGAGACAUGAAGAUUUUUCCGGGUUUAAUUAAACUAAGAAAAAUAUGUAAUCAUCCUGAUUUGGUAUCAUUAGCUGCUGAAGUAGAAAAAGGGAAACCAGCUAGUUUAGAUGAUGCUAGUUGUUAUGGUUUUUGGAAACGAUCAGGGAAAAUGAUUGUGGUUGAAAAUUUAUUAAGAAUGUGGAAACAUCAAGGGCAUCGCGUCCUUUUAUUUACACAGUCAAAGCAGAUGUUGGAUAUUUUAGAAGGUUUUUUGAAAGCUGCUGAACAUUCCUAUAUGCGUAUGGAUGGUACCACCAGUGUAAAAAGCAGACAUGGUAUAGUUAAAAAGUUUCAUGAAAGCAAAAAUAUUUUCGUGUUUUUGUUGACAACUCGGGUUGGAGGUCUAGGUUUAAAUUUGAUUGCAGCCAAUCGAGUUAUUAUAUAUGAUCCAGACUGGAACCCGAGUGUGGAUAGUCAAGCAAGAGAACGGUCAUGGAGAAUCGGCCAGUUAAAGGAUGUUACUAUUUAUCGCCUUCUAACUACUGGGACAAUUGAAGAAAAAAUAUAUCACAGGCAAAUUUUCAAACAGUUUUUAACCAAUCGUGUGUUGACCAAUCCAUACCAGCGACGCUUUUUUAAAAACAAUGAUUUGCAUGAACUUUUUACUCUAGGUGAUGUUGGACCACUAGAAUCAACAGAGACAGGGUCAUUAUUUGCUGGCACUGGUUCAGAAAUUAAAAUAAGAAAACGUAAUCGAUUAAAAUCAGAAGUACCAAAAGUUAUUAAAGAUGUUGUAGAAAAAUCAGUAGAUAAAACAUCUGAUCUGAAAUCAAAAAAUUAUGACAAAAAUAAUAAAACACAUCAAUUUAUUUCUAAUCAAAACAAUCAAGGUAAUUUUUCACUUGUUCCUGAUAAAAAUUUUGCAAAAAGUUUACAUAGUUCAAAGAAAAAGAAAAAUUAUAAAAAAGAAAAAUUUAUAGUGGACGGUUUUUGUGUGGAUCAUGUUGAUAAAAAAGAAGUUUUAAAAAAAAAAUCUUUACCAGACACUGAAAAGAAACAACUAUUAAAUGAAGAUGAUAUCUUACUAGAUUUGUUUCGGACUUCAGGCAUUCACAGUGCUAUAAAACAUGAUAAAAUAGAGCUAAGCAGUACUAGUGAUUACUUGUUAAUUGAAAAGGAAGCAGAAAACAUUGCUAAAAAAGCUGUUGAUGCUCUAAGAGCAUCAAGAAAAGAAUGCAAAAAAAAUGGGCUUGCAAUACCAACUUGGACAGGGGGCUGUAUACAGAAGACGAAUAAUAAAAAAAAGACAUUAUUUGGGAAAAAAGUUAACCAUAUCACCUCUAAUAAAGAGACUACAGCCUCAGUAGAUAAAGGUUCUGUUGGUAUAACCAACAACUCUGUUGAUAUUUCUUCUAGUGCCUUAUUAGCUCGCAUGAAAAGUAGAAGUUUAAAUAUUGAACCAUCUCAAAACUCUAGCAUUGUCAAUGAAUCUACAGAACUUACUUUACUGAAAGAUAUUCAAACAUUUAUGUUGCAAAGGCAGAGUAAUGUUGUAAGUACUGAUGAAAUUACAACCUUUUUUCAAAAUCGUAUUGAUAAGGAACAAAAUGUUAUAUUUAAAGAGUUGCUAAAACAAGUUUGCAUCUUUGAAAAGUCUUUAAACGGUCCUGGGAAUUGGUGUUUAAAAGAUGAAUUUCGAUAGUUGUUUUUUUUAUGCAUUAUUGUAAAAAUUUGUUUAUACUUUGUUACUUUUAUUUUGCUCAA
Hydra vulgaris (swiftwater hydra) is the source of this 3775-nucleotide messenger RNA. RefSeq names its product DNA excision repair protein ERCC-6. The record is from RefSeq and is a predicted model, not a curated record. Gene Ontology annotation, cellular component: nucleus. Lineage: Eukaryota; Metazoa; Cnidaria; Hydrozoa; Anthoathecata; Hydridae. Gene Ontology annotation, biological process: transcription-coupled nucleotide-excision repair. Gene Ontology annotation, molecular function: ATP binding; ATP-dependent chromatin remodeler activity.